Messenger RNA from Miscanthus lutarioriparius, 822 nucleotides. The record is from the annotation of a GenBank genome assembly. Lineage: Eukaryota; Viridiplantae; Streptophyta; Magnoliopsida; Poales; Poaceae.
AUGCAGACGGCGGCGGCGGCGGCGGCCGUGGCGUGGGCGGCGGUCCCAUCGACGUCCGCCUCCUCAUCCUCCUCGCCCAACCCCUUCGGGGUAAGGGUUCCGUUCCCCCUUCUCGAGGGGCGCUUUCUUGCCUUGCUCGGUCCGGCUGAUGGGUUCUCGAUUCGGUGCGCAGGUGGGGGUUGCGUCGACGGCCGUGCCGGCUUCUUCCGCGCCCAGGCUUGUUGCCGCCUCCACGCCCCUGGGUCGCCGACGGCGGCGGCAAGGAGUAGAAAGUUAACUGUUUUGGUACGAGCUGGAGCAUCUCCUACAGUGAUUAAGUGGUUCAAGCUGUUGCCAAUCCAGACCCCUGCGAUCGAGCUGCCACUGACUGCUGAAAAUGUUGAGAUGGUGUUGGAUGAAGUAAGGCCGUAUCUUAUGGCAGACGGAGGCAAUGUUGCGUUGCAUGAGAUUGACGGGAACGUGGUAAGGUUAAAGCUGCAAGGAGCAUGUGGGUCGUGCCCGGCUUCAGUAACAACGAUGAAGAUGGGUAUUGAACGGCGCUUGAUGGAGCAAAUACCAGAGAUUGUUGCGGUUGAGCCCAUCGCUGAUGACGAGACAGGCCUUGAGUUGAACCAAGAGAACAUUGAAAAGGUACUUGACGAGAUUAGGCCAUACCUUGCUGGCACAGGAGGUGGCGAGCUCGAGUUUGUCACAAUCGAGGAGCCUAUUGUCAAGGUUAGGCUUACAGGCCCAGCUGCUGGUGUGAUGACUGUCCGAGUAGCGUUGACUCAGAAGCUCCGUGAGAAGAUCCCUAAAAUCGCAGCUGUCCAGCUAUUGCCAUAA